This is a messenger RNA of Ceratina calcarata, 5084 nucleotides long. RefSeq lists its product as uncharacterized. Lineage: Eukaryota; Metazoa; Arthropoda; Insecta; Hymenoptera; Apidae. Gene Ontology annotation, cellular component: plasma membrane; exocytic vesicle. The record is from RefSeq and is a predicted model, not a curated record. The transcript is spliced from 14 exons. Gene Ontology annotation, molecular function: clathrin binding; calcium-dependent phospholipid binding; calcium ion binding. Gene Ontology annotation, biological process: synaptic vesicle endocytosis; calcium ion-regulated exocytosis of neurotransmitter. Bases 359 to 3337 code for a protein of 992 amino acids.
UUCAGCCAGUCGUGCGAGGAGCGAGACUCGUCAGGGUCGAACCGCUCUUUGCGACCGCGCUGGUCACGCUUCCCGGCAGACUGUUCCCUCGGGACAGGCUCCACCUGUUUGUCAUUCCGUCGCGUAUACCAGCAAAAGACGCACCGUGUGAAACGAAACGUGGUAGAAAUGUUGCCGGUGUCGAACAGCGGGAAGAACCGUGGACCGAGCGAACGAUACACAAGAUAAUCAUCGUGAAAAGGGAGUGGAUGAGUGGCGACAGCCUGACCAGUGAUUUCGGCGAGAUUAGCAGCUUAAUUGAUCAGGCUCGGCGGCUUGAUUGGAUUUGCGGUCGGGCCUGGAUUUGGUAUUAAGAAGGAUGGGUUGGACACUCACCGCUCUUGGGGUGGCUUUGGUCAUUGUCAUCAUCGCUGGCGCCGCCCUGGCACUCUGCAGAAGAUACUGUGUCGGCUGGCAAUGGGGCACCAGAAACGUUUGGAACGUCUGCGAGGAGUGGCGGCAAAGGCUGUCGUGGUUGUGGGCACCGCGAGAAGAGAAGGUCGGUUUGGUAAAAGCGCAACACCCAACGGCCCAGACGAUACCCGGCCUGUAUCGGCAGCCUGGGAACGCGUCUCAACAUCUGCUCCAUAGCGACAGUGAUCUCAGGCUGGAUGCACAAGGAGCUUUUACCAGAUUCGAGCCAGUGGACAGAGACCUCCAUCCGCCUCUGGGUACUACAACCACCAGUAAUACAAUACCCCCGCAGCCUUUGAGGCCAGCACCUCAAGAAAGGCCGAUUCCACGUUCAAGGCCGUCACCGCUUCAAACCUCGAGCACUAUAGACUAUUUGAGGAUGCAAGAGGCCGGCCCCGGUCCACUAACUCCGCCGCCGUCGUUGCAAAGACCGCCACCGAUCCCCUCGAGAUCGACCGGUCCGUCGGUGUUCCUCUUCCAAAACGAACCCGUGAAGAAUUACGGGCUGUACAAGACGUCGAACGAGCACGGAGCGUUCAGAUUCGAUAGCGACGCAACGAAAACUAUGAGCGAGAGCAUUCAAAUGACACCGUACGGCUCGCAGAAUCACACGGACACGAGAUUCAGAUACGACCUCGAGGAGGAACGAAGAAAAGAAAGGGACAGAUGCAACCCUUACAGGCAAUUCGAUAAUAGCAUCGAAUCGACGAGGAUCAGAUAUGGCGUGCACGGUGUACCAAUAGCUACCCUGGAUGGCAAAGGAGACGAAGACAGUAACAAUAGUUAUGGUAGCUACGACAUCGUUCAACGGAACCACAUGAUACGUCAACAUGUGAGGAAUGAUUCUAGAGGCUCGCCGAGCAGUUUCGGCAUGACGAAUUCUUCGAAUACUGCCAGCCAGACGAUGAUGGAAUCGAUAUAUGGAUCCGAGGAACUGUCCAAAAUGCUUCAGAGCGCUCAGAAUCUUAGCGACGACCUCGAUCGCAAGUGCAGCGAGAUGCAGAGCAUCGAGAUGACGCCGUUCAGAAGUCUUCAGGAGGACAUCGGCUCGUCCUAUUUGUUUCGCGAGCCGCAAGGGUUGCAGAAAGUCUCGCAGUACAUCCAGAGCCUACCCGACUUUCCUGUUUACGAUCCGAUGAACGAGUUGGGCCUCCACCAAGAUCAGGAUCGCGUGCACUACGACGACGCGAUUCAGGGAUCGAUCAACGCGAUGAAGGUCAACGGCGACUCGGCCUCGAGCCCGAUACCACCGCCACCCGCGCCGCCCGAUCCUCCGACGGAUGUGCCAAAAAAGAACGAACCGACCACCGGCGAAAGAAUAUUUAACGCACUACGAUUAGUGACUUCGCAGAGUUACAUCGACGCCUCGGAGUUUUACAACUCGGUAGUUUCCUCGGCGCAGCAAGUUCAACGGUUCAGCUUUUCCCCGAGAUCCUCGCCAUUGGUCGAGGACAGCAGUAGCAAUCAAUUGCAAAAUGAGAUUCGAGAUAUUUUUGCGGAGAACGAUUCCGAUCUGAUAUGUCCCGACGGCUCUCGACGCAGCUCAGAUCUUUACAGUCCCGAACUUAAUUUGGAAGCACACAGAACUGCACAAGAGGUGUACAAUAGUUUGCAAGACCCACCAUCGUCGCCGCUGUUAGUUAAUGACCAUAAUCAAGAAGUUUACUCGUACCUGUCUGAUCCCAGCUUCACGAGAACUUCAGAGGAUAUUCUAAAUAGCAUCGAACAAAGAAGGAAAAGCAUGGAAAGACUGAACGGUAUUCACGACUUGAACGAACUCGAUGACGCCGAUUCGUCAAGAAGACGAAAUAGUCAGGAGUUCUAUUCCUCAUUUGAAGACAUGCAGCUGAAGCGGAAGUUUUCUCAGAGCUUCGUCGGAAACUAUCCGAUAAACGAUUUCAACGAGGUCAGCCCGGGAAGUCGGCGCGGGUCUCAAGGGCCCGAACCUGAUCCUCCUCCGGACGAGUCAAAUUUAAAAAGAGCAAUAAGCUGCGAAAGCGUGUGCUCCGACACGAGCGUAAUGUUAAACGACCUGGAAGAAGCACCCAUCGUCGGACACGUCUGCGUGGGUGUACAAUACGACAGAUGGGGUGGCCGGGGUGCUGAUAGCGAGGGCGAUCUCGCCGUCAGCGUCCUCGAAGCCAGAGAUCUCGUUACCCCGGAUGACCUACCUGCUCAAGAUACCUUUGCUAGGGUUUGCCUGUUACCGAACAGAGAAAUGUACGUGAAGACGAGACUGUACAGAGGAAGCCCAUCGCCUAGCUAUCAAGAAAACUUUUUGCUCCCCCUUGACGAUGGUCCCACAGGGAGGACUCUCCUCGUUGAAAUAUUUUCCGACGAAACCAGUAUAGGGGGUGGCACGUCCUUGCUAGGAGAGGCCAGGUUACGAUUAGGACCAGCGCCAAGAAUACCAGCGACCACGUGGCUACCGCUAAUCGGGUCGUCCGUGCCCACGCUAAGGCUUGGGGAAUUAAUGUUCUCUUUAAGUUAUUUGCAAACGGCUGAACGACUCACUUUGGUAGUCGUCAAGGCGAAGAAUCUACGCGGCGCCAACUCUGUACCUGGCGAUUUCUUCGUCAAAGUUUAUCUGCUGCAAAACGGAAAGAAAAUACGUAAGAAGAGGACGUCCAUAAAGAAGGGAGAGGAAAGUCCGAUCUUCAAUGAGGCGAUUAUUUUUAACGUGCCUAGUCACAUCCUACAGAAUAUACAGAUAAGACUAACUGUAGCUGAAGUGAGCGGUGAUCAAGGCGUAAAUUCCAAACCAUAUUCCGUCGGUCACAUUUUCGUGGGACCCUCGUCGACAGGAAAAGCAUUUGUCCAUUGGAGACAAAUGAUGGCUGCUUCAAGACGUCCUGUCGCCAUGUGGCAUCCAUUAAGAAAAUAGAAUAAACGUAAGCGGCGAGAACGCACGAACAAGAGCUUUUAAUUUAAAAUGUACUCGGAGAACGGCUUCGUUACUUUUACAUCGCGUCUCAUAACGAUAAUCUUUCGUUAAUACAUUUUCCAAAACUGACUGGAAAGAGGAAAUCUAAAGAAAAUUUUGCUAUCACGUUCGUGAACUUUAUGAACGAAAGGAAACAAUAGCGUUUGGUUCAUCGGUCGCACUGUGUCGCAUUGAAUCACAAAGGUGUUGACACGUUACAGGCCUCAAUGCGAGAGAUUUUUCUAUUCACGUUACAAUUGUAAGUAUUUCUGUACGUCUGUUCGACCGUUCUCCUGUAUACCCCGACGAAGGAACGUGUGACACGUUGCAAGUAGAAUAAGAACAACUAAACCGACUAUACCUACGAUCCACCGUUUUGAUGGUAUAAAAUCUCAAUGUGAAGAAAGCUCGUAUUCUAUCAUACGUGUACUAUAUGGAUGUGCGUCAUAUGUUGUCUCAUCUAAUGAUAAGAUUCAAAAUGACAGCUCCGUGAUUAACACUGCGUUUUGCUUCGACCAAAGUUACAAUUUGUAGGGCUGACGUUGAGACGAAAUGAAACGGUUGCACACGAAUGAAUCAGGAUGAAACACGGAGCUGAUAUCAAUCAUUUCAGACUGAUCAGUAUCAAUAUCAAAAGUCAUCGUCAGGCACAAAUCGCCUAGACUCUAAGGUGGACCUACAUCGUUGUUCAUAUCGUGUGUCCCUUCUCGAGGAAGGUUCGAACGAACUUUGUGACGACAUCACAAAGUUUCCAAUACACGGCUCAAACAUUUGUAUUGAUAUUUUAUAUGUAAUAAAGCCGGUGUACGCCAGGGCCAAGGAGGAUAUCACUUUGUCCUUCAUCCGUUUCAUUAAUUAUUAUUAUUAUUAUUGGAGCAUGUGCAUUGCAUAAGAAUGAAACAAUCUAAAAGUGAAUGAAAUCAACCACGUGGAAAGCGAAGGCUUUAUGACAUCACAUUGUAUUAAUUUCUUUGCCGAAUAACAGAUACAUAGGCAUAAGCAUAUGAUUGAGAAGGUAGUCGAACCUUCCUUACAUGUAUGUACAAAGAAUGCGUCGUUAGAACCUUCUAUGUGUACCAUUUUUCUUUUCGAACAGAUUCGCACUUUCUACAUCGGACAAUCAUUACUAGCUGAAUUAUCUUUCGACUGGUCGAAUACAUGUGAAAUUGUUGCUCAUCCUAGCUUUCCUUGUGAUUAUCACGUUUCUUGUUCUGGCGUAUCGAUCGUAAUCUUGUACUUGUUAUUCAUCGAUCAACCGGCUGUAGUGAAAGAAUGAGGAUGAAACAAAAACAUUUUUAGGAAUUCAUCGCGAUCAAAAAAUUCAUUGCGGCGUUGAGGAAUUCGUGCACGAUGAAAACCCCUGAUUCGGGGAGAUGUAAAUGUUGUUGUUCUGUUAAAUGAACUGUUAAUGUUUGUACAGAGUUUAUUAACGACGUACUCGACGUGCAGAGCAUUCUCUUCUCGAAACGAUUGAUCUCGACUACACACAAAUUUAUGCUUCUCUCUCCUAUAUCUUAAAUCAUUGAUCGUAUCGACAAUCUUACGAUCCGUUCCGUUCAUUGUUUUAUUCUGAUCAUGCUACCAAGUCAGCCUCACCCCCUAUUACCGCUUCUUCUUCUUCUUCUUCUUCUUCUUGUUCUUCCUCAUCCUCGGUACCCUUUUCCCAAUUCUUGGCACGGCCGAAUUAUAAGUAUAUGCUUGACGUAAU